CUCGGAUCAGAGCAGCCAGACAAGAAAAGACAGAGGGACUGGGCUGGAGCCUGUCGCAGGAAACACGCUACCAAACUCCCCACAGAUAUGCCUCGACGAGUAUCCAUGUAGUCAGCUGUUACAGGAACUCCUUGGAAGCUGGGGUGAAGCUCCAGGAGUUUGGAGGCCUACAGUCUGCCCUGUGAAGACUGUUGAAGGUGGUUACUUAACAUAUAAACAGUGAUGUGGACAUAUUAAGUAAACGCUUACCACCAGUGAUAUCAGCAUAAUCAUCAGGAAUCCAAGCAACCAUAUAAUCAACUUAUCAAGGGAUGUGGGAUUCCUAUUUGUGACCCAAAGGCACAUGCUGACCGAACAGGAGGCUGAUGGGAAAGUUUUACCUGCUGCAACACCCACCAGCUCCAGUGAGAUGUCCCCAGGCGGAGUGAGAUGUGGAUGACGGUGUAAGCCAGGGGAAUUCAAAGUCUGGGCCAAGAUAUCCUCUCACUGAGCCAAAAAGUAAUCUGCUCUAGUUUACACAAAAAAAACCCAUACACACACAUUCACUCCCAGUCAGCCGUUACAAUGCUGAUGCCAGGACCACUGUGGGUGUGCCUGGCACUGAUAUGGGUGGGAAGCUGCAGUACCCACAGCCUGUUCACCUGUGAGCCAAUCAAAGUGCAUCGAUGCUUGGGGAUGCCCUACAACAUGACUUUCUUUCCCAACAUGAUGGAGCAUUAUGAUCAGGAUAUUGCUGCCAGCAAUAUGGAGCCAUUCAUGCCCUUGGCAAACCUGCGCUGCUCUCCAGACGUCCACCACUUUCUUUGCCAAGCUUUUGUCCCAGCAUGCACUGAGGAGAACAACGUGAUCCCUCCAUGCCGAGAGCAGUGUGAGACUGUUCUGUCCGACUGCGAAGAGAAUAUCCGCAUCUUUGGUAUCACCUGGCCCCCUGAGCUGCAGUGUGACAAAUUGGAUUCAUGUAGCCGCUCUGAUGGCUCAGCACUUCCUGCAACCACGCCAGUGAUCUCUUCCUCGUCGGCUAAGAGGGACCUGGGCUUCUGGUGUCCUCUGCAGUUAAAGACAAAACCAGGCCAUGGAUCGUCGUUCCUCGGCGCCCAGGACUGUGCUCCGCCUUGCUCCAACAUGUACUUCAAACCCCACGACAUUGAGUUUGCCAAGAGCUUCAUCGGUGUGUGCUCCAUCAUCUGCCUGGGCGCCACACUCUUCACUUUCCUCACUUUCCUCAUCGACGUCAAACGUUUCCGCUAUCCUGAGCGCCCCAUAAUCUUCUAUGCCGUCUGCUACAGCUUUGUCUCGCUCAUAUACUUCAUUGGGUUCCUGCUGGGAAAUAAUGCAGCCUGUACUAAGGCAGCACAUCCUCCUGGUGUGGAUACAGUGGUGCUUGGCUCUCAGAGCAAAGGGUGUACUUUGCUUUUUAUGCUCCUUUACUUUUUCUCCAUCGCUGGUAUCGUCUGGUGGGUCAUACUCACCAUCACCUGGUUCCUGGCAGCUGGACCUAAGUGGAGCUGUGAGGCCAUAGAGAAGAAAGCGGUAUGGUUCCACUCUGCUGCCUGGGGGAUCCCUGGGGCACUAACAGUCAUGCUGCUCGCUCUGAACAAGGUUGAAGGGGACAACAUCAGUGGAGUUUGUUUCGUUGGACUCUAUGACCUGGACGCCCUGCGCUACUUUGUUCUGGCUCCACUGUGUGUGGGCGUCAUAGUCGGCCUCUUCCUCAUCCUGGCUGGCAUUGUUUCUCUCAAUCAUGUCCGGCAGGUCAUUCAGCACGACGAGCGCAACCAGGAGAAGCUGAAGAAGUUCAUGAUUCGCAUUGGUGUGUUCAGCUGCCUCUACCUGGUCCCCCUGGUCACCCUAUUAGCCUGCUACACCUACGAACAGAGUCACCGCAGCACCUGGGAGAACACCUGGAUCAACGACCGCUGUCAGGAGUACAGCAUCCCCUGUUCCUACAAGACAACAGAGCACGACCGUCCUGACCUCUCUUUGUUUUUGGUGAAAUACUUGAUGACGUUGGUGGUUGGAAUAUCUGCAGUGUUCUGGGUCAGCAGCAAAAAGACGUGCUCUGAGUGGGCUUACUUCUUCAACAGGACCCGCAAGAGAGAUCCCAUCAGCGAGAGUCGCCGGGUGCUCCAGGAGUCCUGUGAGUUCUUCCUCAAGCACAACAGCCGUGUCCAGCACAAGAAGAAGCACUACAAGCCCAGCUCCCACAAGCUCAAGGUCAUCUCCAAGUCCAUGGGCACAAGCACAGGCGCUGCUCCCACCACUGCCUCCACCGCCGGCAACACCACCAACCAAGGAGCCUCUGCAGUGGGCAAUCACGAGCCCCAUCUGCAAGGUUCUCUGUCUGAGACCUCAGCCAGAGAGCACCUGAACAGGGGCGCCUCCAGCCGAAGCUCCAGAAGGGGGGAGAGGGAGAGGGACAGGGAGCGGGACCGAGACAGGGAGAGGGAGAGGGAGGGAGGAGAGAGACGCAGCAAAGGUGGGAGCUCCAGUAAGGUCAGCAGCCGGUCAGAGAGCAUGCACAGAGUUCCAGAUGGGAGGAUGACCCCGAGGAGCGAGCUGUCAGAGGCCAGACAGGUUCCCAGUGGACAGCAACAUUCAGCUUUAAACCGAUCACACAGCAGCAGCAUCAUCCAAGACUCCACCCACCAGCUGGUGCACCAGGUGCUUGAGGAGAGCAAGGACACAAAGGACAGCAGCUGCUGAAAUAUCUGACAUACCAUCCAUUCAUCCAUACUUGAUAUCACUGAGAAAACAGCCACACUUAAUGCUGGUUCAUGUGCCCAUUUGUGUGUCAUAUAUCAUAUAAGCUCCAUACAUCAGAUAAUGAUUGUAUUGGUUACAUUAGUCAGUGAAUGUUAAUUGCUAGCAAAAUGUAACAUACCUUGAGUAUUUCAAAUGUGGUGUGUUGGAUUCUAAAGGUGAUGAUUUAGUUUGGGUGACAGCUUUGUCUUACAGCUUUACUGAGCUUUUAGCUUACACCUGAAUGUUACAGCAGCACAGCUGUAUCCCUACCAGUUUAAUUUUAUACCAUGCAUUAGUUCUACUGUUCUGUAGUUUGGUAGCCAAGAGGUGUAGAAUGCAUACUAGUGAACAAGCAAUAUUUAUGUAAAUAUUCUUCUAUUUUAGGAAUCUAUUCCUGGACUAGUCGCAACACUGAGUUUUGUUAAAAAGGUCAUGAUGAGGAGAGUCUUCCUGUGGUCAGAUGUUUUUGAAUGUCUUAUUGUUCUUCCUGGAAAGAUGAUUUGUCUUGAAACCACAUCUUGUAAUACAUACUGUGCUACUUUUUCUCCUUUGGUAUAGUUGAUUUUUUUUUUUUUUUUUUUUAAGUUUUCUCAGAAGAUGUACUUUGAUUUUAUGUUUAUUUCCAUUUUACUUCUUGUUUCUGUUGUAUAAACACUGAUUGUGCAGAGGUUGGUCCCUUUAAGUGUUCUCAAAGACGCGUCCUGUGAAUUUGGUUUAAGUAUAGCUUUAUAGCUUUCUGAAAGAAUGUGCCUUCCUUUGAGCAUUUCCUCAUCUUCAAAGAACCUACAGAUGUUUUGCAUGUGUGAUGUGUACCUGUGUUCUUGUGGAUGUAAAUUCUUUUAAUCUUCAAGAAAAUUGAGGAAACAAAUCAAACAGGCUUUGCACUAUUUGUCAUUAGAAGCACAAACCACUAAUUAUUAAGUAUGACUAGUCAUAAACAAAUAAAAAAGAGUAUUUGGGGAAUGUUAAGGGCUUAUUUAUAACACAUGGGUCACGGAUGUUACCAAGUAUUUCCAGAGCUACUUCUGUGAUUUAUUUGAGCAUCUGUCAUGCUGUACUGUUCUGCUGCGUAAGGGACGGAUUGUUCUCUUAAGUUUCUUUACCUUUUGUAUUUGGGAGUCACGUGACAAUUUCAAUAACACUAAUUAAAAGGGAGUCCUUGUCAGUUUCUUCUGUAUAUUUUUAUUCUGGCACGUGGACGGGUCUUGCUUAUGAUGUACCAAGACUUAGUGUAGUCUAUGAAAUGCUCUAUACAGUUCUGUGAGCUGUUAUUACUGUUUUUAUGUAGCCUGUCAAUCAAAUUUUGUAUCAAUACAAUUCCAUUUUGCUAAAAUAUUGAAUAAUAAAAGAUUGAAUUCA
Molecule: messenger RNA, 4101 nt
Organism: Lates calcarifer (barramundi perch)
Lineage: Eukaryota; Metazoa; Chordata; Actinopteri; Centropomidae
Product: frizzled-6
Exons: 9
Coding region: 565-2703 (712 amino acids)
Biological process (GO): non-canonical Wnt signaling pathway; canonical Wnt signaling pathway
Cellular component (GO): plasma membrane
Molecular function (GO): Wnt receptor activity; Wnt-protein binding
Source: RefSeq, a predicted model, not a curated record